CGCAGCGGCCAGUCCUCGCCACGUGGUGAACGCGCUCGCACGGGGUCCUCGUCGCGCACCUCUGUCCCGCCCGUGUGUCUCCUGUCUGUCCGUCCGUCUGUCGGGAGCGUGUGAGUCGUUACGCCCCUGGAGGCUCUGCCGGAGCGAGUGGCGUGGUUGACGCGGUUGACAGGCUGUCCUCGUCGGCCUGGGUGUUGUUGUCGACGUAGGGCGAGUCGAGCACCUCGACGAAGAAAAGUGAAAAACCACCCUUGAACGCCGACGCAUCUGGAUUGCCGUUUUUGUUGUGUUCUGGAACCUUCGCUGACGUCGUCAUGUCUGUCGAGAAUGGCCAGGUCCACAAUUUCUGUGGUGGAUGUCAAGAAUGGCUCCAGCAAGCACUCCGCGACAACUGUGGGUGUGGUCUUUGCCUUCACUAGUAAUCCUACUGAGUCUUGUGUGGUACAAGCGCAAAAGGAAUACCCUUCGCUCUGACCCAGGAGGUACAUCAAAACUACUACCAGACGCUUCAGAAUCAGAAAGUAAAGGGCUUGAAGAGGAUAAUACCUCUCCUUUACUUGUUCAUGGUGAAGCAACUUCCAAUCCUGACUCAACAAACGAAUCUGUUGAACUGUAUCAGAAGUCAUUGGCUUCUGUUAAGAAUUUAAUCAGUGAAAAGCCAGGAGGCAUUGUGGAAGUACCAAUCAGUGAGACUGACUCAGUAAAACCAGAAUCUACUGAGGUACUUGCUGUUGAAGAAGUACUUUGCAAACAAGUUGCACCAGUGUGUGACGUUUUGCCUGUGCGCAAGGAGGCAAAAGUCUGUGAAGUCAUUGUUGACAAGAAAGAGAUUGCUCCUUGUGUCACAGAAAACUCAAAGGAGAAAAGUACAGAAUCCGAGGAUUCUGUUAUUGUUUGUGAGAAGAAAGUCAUUACCACCUCUACCAAUAUGAAAGAUACUAAAGAAGUAGAAGUCUCUGUUGCACCUUCUAAGGAUUUGAAGGAUGACAGUGACAAGGUAGCAGCACUUGAGGGUAAACUAGCAUCCCUGGCACUUGGUUCAAGUGAGGAGCAAAGGCGGGGGGCAGAGAGGGACUCUGCCAACCACAGCCCAGUGGACGCAAUGCUCGCCAGCCCCUCAAUGAGCAGCUAUUCAGAUGAACACAGCGAGGGUUCCAGUGAUAGUGGAAAAGGAUGCAGUGACGUAGCCUCCCCACCUUCCAGGACCCCAGUUGGAAGUGGUUCACUGGCUGGAGAUGCUGAAGUUGGCACUGGGGUAGAGUCAACAAGUGGAUAUACAGUGUACGACUUUCUACUCUCUCAGCUUUACGCUGGCCGUCUCAUCGGCCGCCAUGGUUGUUUUGUUAAAGAAAUCAAAGCAAAAACAAAUGCAUCCAUAUGGAUAAAGAGGCAUCCAAAGAGCAGAGACUUGAAAAUUUGUUCAGUUGAAGGCACUUCAGCAGAAAUAGAAAAUGCUUUAGCUAUGAUCAGGCAACAAUUCCCUCUUAACAAGUAUCCCACUGUGACUUUAGAACAGAUUUCCUCAGCACCUACACCUUCCACUUUCCCAUUGGUACCAGACUUCUGUCAGCUGCACCUUGUUGAGGGUGUGAAUAAUGAAGUGAUGAUCUCCAGUCUGGUGUCCCCUGCACAUAUGUUUAUACAACAGCCUUACCAUCCUUCUUAUCAAUUCCUUCAAAGGCUUAACCACAUGAUGAAUUCUGUGUACGCACAUGUGGAAACCCCUAACCUACCUGAGCCAAUCGAAGCCGGCAAUAUUUGUGUUGCACCUGCUGUUGAUGGCUGGUAUAGAGCCCAAGUAGUUUCUACCAAUGAAGAAUCCCAGACUAGUGAAAUUAAAUUUGUAGAUUAUGGUGGCUAUAUGGCUGUAAACAACACAGUUCUGAGACAGAUCAGACAGGACUUCAUGACUCUACCUUUCCAAGCUACUGAGUGUUACCUUGCCAACAUUAAACCUUCUGGUGAAUCAGGAGAGUGGGGCCUUGAAGCUCUAAGGAUAGUUGAAGAGCUGACCAGAGGUCAAAUGCUGCUUGCUCAAGUAUAUGAUUACGCUGCAGAUGGUGUUCCACUUAUUUACCUCUACUCUUCUGUAAAUUCUCAGCCAUGGAUGUAUGAUCCAGAGGUUGUCCUGAUAAAUCAAGAGUUAGUAGCGCGAGGGAUGGCAGAUGUUGACGACUCUGUCUCGUCAUCUUCUGAGGCUGGUUCAUUAGUAGUUGCAGCCAAGGCUGUUGCAGCUGUUGCAGCUGCUGCAGCAAGUGAAGCUUCAAGCAAUAGUCAAACAGAAGAAACUACCGAGUCAAGUACAACAAAAGAAUGUGAAGAUAAAUCUACUACAGUUGAGCCUUCAACUGUGUCUGAAGUAGCUGCCAACUGAGUACCCCUACUGUGGAGUUUCAGCGACUUACCUAGGCAUUUUGCCUGAUUGCAUUGUGAUUUGUUAGCCUCUGCUGUGAUGGCAGGAAAAAACUUGUGAGCUGUGUCUUGCUGAGAAAAAAAAUUGGGAUGCUUGUAGUAUAAUGAAGUGCCAAAAUGAUGCCAUUGUGCUCAAGUGUAAAUAUAAAUAUAAAUUGCCCAUUAGAACUGAUGUCAACCAGUCUAAAUGCUCGGAUAUAUUUUGUUGUACAAUUUGUGUGUAUUUUCCCCAAGUCGCAAGGAUCUCAUCUGUACUGGACAAACCUCCAAGAUUCCAUUAAAGGACAAAAGACAUAUUUCCUUGCCUACUACUAAGAACAUUUAGCAUGUAAUUUUGUUGUAGUUGCUAAGAUGAAGUUAGUGUGUUGGUUAUGCUGUCACAAUGUAGAUUAGUCAUUCUUUGCUCCUGUAAAAUUGUGUUGAUUCCUUCCGUUCUCUUUAAUGGAAUCUGUUCCUUUGCAUGGCUGUGCAAACUCUUGAGGGUUGAGCUAAACACAGAGAAUAGAAUGAAAUGAAAAGGGAGAAAUGUCAUCAAUGAACUUUAGGAGUUAUCUUAACUCACAAAUUAAUAUUAGAAUUCAGUUCGUUUCAGAAUUGAUCAAUCAUUAUUACUGUAAAAUUCUUAGGAUUGAAAAUUGCACAGCCUAGUUCCUUGUGACUAGAACACUUAGGACAGAUGUUGUUUACUGUUAAUUUAUUUCUGUAUUGGGUUUUUACUUGCUGACAUGUAUAACAUUUAUAAUGUUUUUUUUUUUUCACUGUUGUCUUUACUUGUGUGUGAUGGGAGGGUUUGAAAUAAUGCUGUUAUUAUGUGAUCCAAUCAUUCACAUUGUUUUGUUGUUCUUUCGUUUGUGAAAACACUUGUUAAUCAUGGUAGGAACAUAUCUGAUAGUUUCUGAGAAUAAUCUGCUUGGACAUGGAAAGAACAGUUCACUACUGAUACGCUGAAAGCAUUUUACGAGGUUACUCUUUAUUACCUUUUGUGAACUUUCCUAAAACUCUUGUUUAAUUUUUAAAAUUCUUUUUAGUUAAGAAUGUAAGUAACUUGUCAUAGUGAUUCAAUUUUAAAUGGAGUUUUAGUCUAAUGUGCAAUUUAGUACUAUAUGUGGGCUCAGAUUUGGCUAAAGCUUGGGGUGUUCCAUUACUUCACUUUUAACUUUCCACCAUGUGUCUCGCACCCUUUUUAUUAUUGCAUGCACGGUCCCAACAGUUCCGUAGCAUUUAUUUGUGGUUGUUUUUUCAAAAUCUAGUUUUGUAACAAAGUUUUAUAAUGUCAACAUGUGUUAGUUAUCACUAAAAUUCAUAAUUUUGCAAAAAAAAAAAUCUUUUUAAAAAUAUUUUUAGUAAUUUCUGAGUUUUGUUGCUUUUCUAUAAGCUUUCAUGUGCCAGCAGGUAAUUACAUAAUCUUAUAAAGAGUGUUUUCUUUCAAUUGUGUUGUACUUGCUACUUACUUUUCUUUUUCAUUAAUUAAUUUUAUUCUGUGCAAGUUCUGAAGGAAAUGAUAUUGCAGUCUUGUAAAGUAAUGCAAUUGACUCAUAGCAUAGCACAUUAUGUUCUUAAACAUGUAGAAUGAAAACCAUCAGCACACUAGUGAAACUUUAUUUUGUAAAUAGAUAUGUGAAAAUAUAUUUGAAAUCAGUUUCCAA
Frankliniella occidentalis (western flower thrips) is the source of this 4058-nucleotide messenger RNA. It is a transcript of the gene spoon, whose product is annotated as KH domain-containing protein akap-1. Gene Ontology annotation, molecular function: RNA binding. The coding region runs from base 356 to 2374 and encodes 672 amino acids. The transcript is spliced from 9 exons. The record is from RefSeq and is a predicted model, not a curated record. Lineage: Eukaryota; Metazoa; Arthropoda; Insecta; Thysanoptera; Thripidae.